AUGGAAGUGGUUUUGAAAGAUGUCUUGGAAAAUUUUCCAGAUAGUAUACUGUUGAAGGAGUGGUUCGAAAAAAAUCAUAAAUUAUUCAUUGAAGUUAAGAAUGAAGGAAAUGAAGGAAUGAAUGACAAAGAACAUACUUUUGAUGCUAAUGUAAACAAAGGAGCCGAAGAUAUUGAUAAUGAAGGAGGAAUUUCUUUGAUUAGAGCUUUGGUAGUUUAUGGUGAUAAAAAGGAUGAUGGUGGAAGUUUUAAUAUUCCUAUUAUAGAACAUAUUGAUAACACGGACCAUCUAAAUUGUUCACAAUUUUUGGAGCAUCAUGAGGUGUUGGCAAAAGCCAUAGAAAUGACAGAUGAGGCUGUGCUGAAAAGUUAUAGUCAGGAAAAGAAAUAUUAG
Messenger RNA from Lactuca saligna, 393 nucleotides. The record is from the annotation of a GenBank genome assembly. NCBI's taxonomy places the organism in Eukaryota, Viridiplantae, Streptophyta, Magnoliopsida, Asterales, Asteraceae.